Molecule: messenger RNA, 1314 nt
Organism: Phialemonium atrogriseum
Lineage: Eukaryota; Fungi; Ascomycota; Sordariomycetes; Cephalothecales; Cephalothecaceae
Product: S-adenosyl-L-methionine-dependent methyltransferase
Exons: 9
Coding region: 166-1314 (382 amino acids)
Molecular function (GO): methyltransferase activity
Source: RefSeq, a predicted model, not a curated record
CCCACCACCCCACUAAUAAGACGCUCUACGGUUGCGUGUCAAUACCUUGGCAAGAAAUAAUGAAGCCCACUAACAGAGUUAAAGAGGACGCCAGAACCUCUCCUAGGAGUCCCAUCCGAGGUGCAAUCGCAAGACCUGUCCCCUCUCACGCGUUUCCCGUUCACCAUGACUGACCAGGCCAAACUCGAGAGUGCGGGAGAGACUGCGCGGGAGACUGUGACUGGCGAUAAUAAUCCCGGGACUUCGCCUGAGAGAACCCCAGACACAGCAGCUGUGGACAACCAUGAGCAGUCUAAUCCAGCAACUACAACGGGCAUCCUCGGUCCUCAACACUGGGCACAGAUCGCAGAAGAGAAUCCAUUUGACGACAACGACGCUGACUCUGCCUUGGGAGACGAUGCGGCAAGCUCGACUGCCUCAAUCACCUCUACCAUUCUCAAUUAUAGGACAAUCCACGGCAGGACUUAUCACAGCGACAGGGGCAAUGCCCAAUACUGGGCCUCUAAUGACGGGCCGCAAAACGAGGCAAUGGAUAUCAUCCAUCAUUCCUUAACGCUCUCAACAGACGGCAAGCUUCAUUUGGCGCCAUUGAAGAAAGAUAUCAAGAAUGCAAUCGACAUUGGAACUGGGACAGGAAUCUGGGCUAUCGACUUUGCCGACGAGUACCCCAAUACUACAGUAAUUGGUACUGACAUAUCGCCCAUUCAACCAAGCUGGGUGCCGCCAAACCUAACGUUUGAGAUCGAAGACUGCACAAUGCCCUGGACCUUCAGGCCAGAGACAGCCGACUACAUCCACAUGCGGUGGCUUGUUGGUAGUGUGGCAGACUGGACUGCCCUCUUUAAAGAGGCCUACAAGACCCUCGAGCCCGGCGGCUACCUUGAGAGCUGCGAGGCGUCAUGCUAUAUGGAGAGCGAUGACGGCACUGUUGAUGAAAAGAGUGCUAUGAACCAGUGGGGCAAGUUCUUCGUCGAGGGGGGCAUCAAGCUGGGCCGGACCUUUCUUGUUGUCGAGGAGGGCGUUCAGAGGCAGGCUAUGGAGGAAGCUGGCUUUGUCGACAUUGAGGAGUGGAACUUCAAGAACCCUAUUGGCGGCUGGUCCAAGGACCCCAAGCUGAAGGAGAUGGGGCGGUAUGUACAGGCUGCCCUCGAGCAGGACAUUGAGGGCCGAGUUCUUUUCAUGGCGAGCGUCAUGGUGGGUUGGUCGAAGGAGGAGCUCCAGGUCUAUGCGGCCCAGCUGCGACGGGAGAUGCGUUCGGGCAAGAAACAUGCUUACUAUCGACAAAAAGCUGUGUGGGGUAGGAAGCCAGAAUAG